Messenger RNA from Cuscuta europaea, 1661 nucleotides. Lineage: Eukaryota; Viridiplantae; Streptophyta; Magnoliopsida; Solanales; Convolvulaceae. The record is from the annotation of a GenBank genome assembly.
CAAUUCCAUCCUAUAUAUAUACCAUAAUAAUCUUAACACUUUCUAAAUCUAACUUUGCAUUGUUUUUGGGUAAGUCAACCCCAGCUGCUUGAAACUGAACUACUUAGCUUAGUUUCUUCCUCCCCAUUGACGCCGCACCAUGCAGCCGGCAUUACUCAUUCUGUCAUUUCUCCUCUUUCUUCUUUCAAACUACAAUUCCUUAGCUUCUCAAUUUUGCGAUUCCAGCAAACUCACCUCUGACCUCUCUGUUAUUCCCAUCUAUGGCAAAUGCUCGCCUAUCCACAAUCCAGACUCUUCUUCUUCAUGGGUCAACACUGUCAUGAACAUGGCAGUCAAGGAUCCUCAGAGGCUCUCCUACUUGUCGAGCCUCACGGCCCAAAAGCCCGGUGCCAACGUCCCCGUUGCUUCAGCCCAGAAUGUCCUCAACGUCGGCAACUAUGUAGUUCGGGCCAAGAUUGGGACUCCGGGCCAGACCAUGUUUAUGGUCUUGGAUACCAGCAGUGAUAAUGCUUGGGUCCCGUGCAGCGGUUGCGUCGGUUGCUCCUCUUCCACUGUCUUUGCGCCCAAUGCAUCUGCAACUUUCGGGCCUGUCGGGUGCUCUGUGCUCGAAUGCACUAUGGUCCGCGGGCUUUCGUGCCCGGCGGACGGUUCUGGAGUUUGUAAUUUUAACCAAUCAUAUGGCGGAGAUUCAUCGUUCUCCGCCACGUUGUAUCGGGAUGCCCUUGGAUUGGCGCAGGAUGUCAUCCCGAACUAUGCUUUGGGAUGCAUCAACGCCGUUUCGGGCCCAAAUAUCCCGACCCAAGGGUUGUUGGGCUUGGGUCGGGGCUCAAUGUCUCUUCUUUCCCAAGCGGGGGCGCUUUAUUCAGGUGUAUUCUCUUACUGUUUACCCAGUUUCAAAUCCUACUACUUCUCUGGUUCGCUCCGGCUCGGACCAGUUGGUCAACCGAAGACAAUAAAAACAACUCCGCUGCUCAGGAACCCGCACCGGCCUUCAUUGUAUUACGUGAACCUGACGGGGGUAAGUGUGGGCAGACUCCGUGUACCCAUUGCCGCAGAGCACCUUAGCUUCAACCCGAACACCGGGUCGGGCACCGUCAUCGACUCCGGUACCGUCAUAAGCCGGUUCGUUGAACCGGCUUAUGCAGCGAUUCGAGAGGCAUACAAGAAGCAAGUGGCGGGGCCGUUCAGCGCCUUGGGCGCAUUCGAUACAUGUUUUGCGGUGACACAAGAGUCAACGUCACCGACCAUUACCUUUCACUUUGAAGGAAUGGAUUUGAAGUUACCAAUGGAGAAUACAUUGAUUCACAGUAGCUAUGGGAACUUGGCUUGCUUAGCUAUGGCAGCAGCUCCGGAUAAUGUGAACUCUGUGCUGAACGUGAUCGCCAAUCUACAGCAGCAGAACCUUAGGGUUUUCUUUGACACCGUCAACUCUCGCCUGGGGAUUGCUCGUGAAAUAUGCAACUAAAUUGUAUGAAUUCAAAAGUGCUUCUGGUCUAUCCUAAGUAAUUAGACCAGCUAAAUGGCAUUGUGUUUGUAAUUGUAAGUUAUGCGUUAUUUGUCAGUCCGCUUUAAACUAUUUAUAAAUUCAAAUAAUUUCAAAACUCCACUAUAGCCAUAUGAAGAAAAAAAGUUUAAUCCUCCGUUUCAAAAGCAUUGAAGGA